ACCCACAGGGGUGGACUGACCAUUUGGAUACUCGGGCACUGCCCGAGGGUCUGGGGUCAGUAGGGGGCCCCAUGAGUUGUCACGGGUACCUUUUUCAUAGGCUUUUUUAAGUUUGGGAAAGGACACAGGGGCCCCAUGAUCCCCUAUGGCCCGGGGGCCCCAGGAGUUGUCAGUCCGCCCCUGCUCACCCAUCCUUCCAUUGCUGCCUAUUAGUGCCCAUCAGUGCUUUCUAUCAGUGUCCAUCAGUGCUGCCUAUCAGUGC
This is a messenger RNA of Staurois parvus, 262 nucleotides long. The record is from the annotation of a GenBank genome assembly. Lineage: Eukaryota; Metazoa; Chordata; Amphibia; Anura; Ranidae.